This is a messenger RNA of Bacillus rossius redtenbacheri, 17530 nucleotides long. RefSeq names its product glucose dehydrogenase [FAD, quinone]-like. Bases 48 to 1826 code for a protein of 592 amino acids. Gene Ontology annotation, molecular function: flavin adenine dinucleotide binding; oxidoreductase activity, acting on CH-OH group of donors. The transcript is spliced from 2 exons. Lineage: Eukaryota; Metazoa; Arthropoda; Insecta; Phasmatodea; Bacillidae. The record is from RefSeq and is a predicted model, not a curated record.
CUCCCGGGCACACUAGCCUACUGCUGCUGCCUGAACAACCUCCAGCCAUGGCAGAUGUAACUUCUGACUUCGUUAACAGCACCACGACAACAGCAUGCCUCACUGAAAGUGCGAGGUUUUACACAAAUAUCAUGAGCUACUUGAUAAAUUUCUCACCUGAACCAGCAGCUGAACCAUAUUACGACUUCGUCAUCGUGGGUGGAGGAACUGCCGGCUGUGUUCUGGCUAGCCGUCUGUCUGAAGUUCCAGAAUGGAAAGUGCUUCUUCUGGAGGCAGGAGGUGAAGAACCAUCUGCUGCAUCUGUUCCUGCUUUCGCCAAAUUGCUGUGGAACUCGUCCUUGGACUGGGGGUACACCACGGUUCCCGACAACCGCUCGUGUGGAGGGAGAGGCUGCCACUGGCCCAGAGGGCGAGUCCUCGGAGGCUCUAGCACCAUCAACCACAUGGUCUAUGUGAGGGGCAACAAGGCUGACUACGAUCUCUGGGAAGAUCUUGGCAACCCAGGUUGGGGCUAUAAGGAUGUCCUCAAGUACUUCAAGAAGUGGGAAAACAACCACGAUAAGAACAUUGACAGUUCUCUGCAUGGCACGACAGGUCCGCUGAAGGUAGAGAGAAUGCGCUAUGAGGAUGUUAAUGUGUUGGCAAUGCUCCAAGCAUUCCAGGAGUUACACUAUGCAGAAGGAGACAUAAAUGGUUUUAGGCAGGAUGGGACUGCAACACGCGCACAAACUUUCACAUUCAAUGGCAAACGACAGAGUUCUUAUGCUGCCUUUCUCGAGCCCAUUAGAAAUGCGCGUAAAAAUUUGAAAAUUGUGACCAAUGCCACAGUCAUAAAAGUGGUGUUCAACAAAGGCAGGGCAGUUGCAGUGGAGUACACCAGGGAGAACAGGAGUACUGUGCUCACAGCUCGAGUUCGGAAGGAGUGCAUCGUCAGCGCGGGAGCAGUAAACUCUCCUCUCGUACUCAUGCGAUCAGGAAUUGGACCAAGAGAUCUCCUCGAGUCGUUGGGCAUAACAGUGUUGAAAGACUUGAGAGUAGGCUUUAAUCUGCAGGAUCAUGUUUCCACAUCGGGUGUCAGAUUUAUGCUUAAUACAACUUCACAACUGCGUUGCACGCGAAGACUCACAGAUCUUGGGGAAUACUACUUAACUUCCCGUGGUCCAUUGGCUGGGAUAGGCCUGACCGAGGUGAUAGCUUUUGAUAACUCGUCGUCCAUAGGUUUUGGAAACCACACUGCUCCAGCAAUUCAGUAUAUGUUUGAUGGCUCUAUUUCCAAUUCCAUUUUAGAUGCACCCCAACCUAUGUUAUCAUGUUACUACAAUGAAAUAUUAGUCAGAACAAUUUUAAUGCACCCAAAAAGUCGUGGUUCUGUUAGAUUAUCAUCCUCUGAUCCAUAUGCUAAGCCACUUAUUUAUCCCAACUACUUUUCUGAGCAAGAGGAUGUUAACGUUUUGGUUAGAGCUCAACAGACUGCGACACAUUUAGCGUCUACGAUGGCAUUAGCCAAUUUUAGUUACGAACUCAAUACAAAGUCACUGCCUGGAUGUGAGAAAUAUGUUUUUAAUUCAACAUCAUACUGGGAAUGUGUCCUGCGAGUAUACACACAAACUAUUUAUCAUCCUGUAGGCACUUGCAAAAUGGGUCCUUUACAUGACACUGAAGCUGUUGUUGAUCCUGAGCUGAAGGUUUAUGGUACUGCAAACCUGCGAGUGAUAGAUGCUUCCAUUAUGCCGACCCAAAUUACAGGAAACACUCAAGCAUCUGUUUUAAUGAUCGCCGAAAAAGGUGCAAAAAUCAUUAAGACAAAAUGGAAAUCUUAUCAUUAAUUACUGCCAAUAAAUGAAGUAAAAACAUGUCGACCCGAAAUAACAAGCUGGAAUUUAAAGAGUAAACUAAGUGUUAAUUUUCUUCAAAAAAUAUUACUUGUCUAUGUGUUAUUUACUUCAGUUGAACCAGGAAAAAUAUGAGUGGUAAUGUCAAGCCUCAUUGGCACUCAAUUGUCACUUGGAGGAAAUAGUAUUUAAAUGCAGGUGGCAAGUUUAGUAAUGACCAUGGCUCGUGGUAGUGAGUUAAUUUUUUUAUAUAAGACAAAUUCGCAUCUAAAGUUAGUAAAUUCAGGUACAAAAGUAAUAGUUUUAGAUGCAUAUUGUGUUUAAAUGAUAGUUAAUUAAAAAAAGAAGUGAAAUUUGUAUAUUAAAAUCAAAUUAUUGACCUGUAAUCAUUUAGGCAGGAAAAUUUUGCUGCUUAAAUUAAAGUACACCUCUAUAAACCAAACCUAUAUGAUGAUAAAUCGCAACAAAUUGAUGUUACUUCCGCUAUGGUGUUGUAUAACCCAUUGCUUAUUAAAUAACUAUUUGGCAAUGCUUAACAGGCAGACAAAUAUAUAAAUCCCACAAUUUUAUUUUCGAAAUUAGAUUAUAACCUUCAAACACGCCUCUAAUAGUUAUAACAUGGAAUCAUUACCUUGAAUAGAGCAAAAAAUGUAUCAAAUAUAUUGAUUGAACUAUUUUGAUUUGUUUUUUAUUAUAGUCAUUAUAAUUUUUUUUAAUUCCCUACACACAGAUUCACAGUUUGCUAUAUUUAUUAUUUAACACUCUCUUAGGCCUCAAAACUUCUCAGUGAGCACAACAAUUUCCUGAGGUGUAUUGGAAUGGUCUUGGUCUUAUAGACCAUAUUACAGCCAACGAGUAAUUAAGGCAGCCAAGCAGGCAACGCGAAACUCAAUCCAUCAGUAGUCAUCAGGAAACGCGUGUCUCAAUGAUCGACCAUACCAGAAGUCUGCCAAGACCAGCCCGACACCACGACAGAAGAGCUCAAGAGGGUGUUGUUCGGCACGUAUAGAAACAUGGCGGACGACGGCAGUAUGGGGGAAGGGUUAAACGACUCGCCAGUAUAUCCUGGGAGAGUGGAUGACUACAAAGCGAUUGGACUGAAAUGCUACCUCCAAGUUACGAACAACACGACGAUCAGUGAUAUAAUUUGGAGUCCGCCACCAACGAGUAACUACUCGCUGGGCGAUUAGUGGUAACCCAGACCCACCGUACGCCCGAUUACAAGAAAGAUUGCCAGAUCACAAAGGGUUGAUGUAUGGUAUUCAGUUACACAUACCGAGUACUGGCAGAGCGAGUGCCAUCCCUUGGUGAACAGCGAGCUUCAGGAAACACUGACAAGAUGUCCCGAUAACUCAUCGGGAGACAUCGCUAGUGUAGCUCCGAUCCGCAGAGGUGGACAGUGGCGGAUGAGUCAGCAAGUCCCUGUGUUCAUUCCUAGGUGGCCCGACAAUGCAACUCCCCUGGAGACACUGCACCACAGAAGGCGAGUAGGUUUUUUUUUAGAAAUGAGCCCUAUUACUCCGCAGUGUUUACUAAACUCGAUUUGUAAUUUGUAUUUUUAAAUGUAAUUUAUGUACAUGAAUUGGAGACUGAAAUGCAGAAAUUUUUUUAUUUAAUUAAAGUAACUUUGUUUUUAUGAACUCUUUAAUAACUUAAUUUUGUAUAGUUAUCCACACUAAUGCUUACAAGCAUCACGUUUUAAUGGUUUUACCAUUUAUAUAAAUUUUUAAUAAGAAGCAAAAGUGAUCCCAAUUAUUUUUUUUAUGAUAUAUCAGUAAUAAUAGUUGUAUUAGUUCAUGUAAUCAAAACUUUUGUUUACAGGCAGCCCUGGUCUGAAAGACCUGGCUUCAGAAGGUAAACCCCAUUUUUACCUUAAGUUGUUGAUUUGGUUCUCAUUCUAUGUCAAUAUAGAUAUUUAUUGUGAUAAAUUAACGAAAACGACCUGUGGUGCUUCUGAGUUCCGACCUCCCAUGUUCCCUAAUACCGGUGGUUUAGAAAAUAAAAUGCAAACAAUAAUAAAGUUAGCAUAUAAUAUACAAUCAGGUACUUGAUUGUGUGUAACUUGUCCCGUGUAGAUUGUAUAAUGCCGCUUAGUCUGGCAACCAAAUAGAUUUUGUUUCUUUUUUUUUUUUUGCAUAUGACACACUGAUACAGAUUUCUUUGUAAGUUUUCGAACAUAACAUCAACUUCUUAAAUACCUGCUAGCAUUAGCUGCUUUGGUAAAGUAAUUUCCACAAUACCUCUACUGAUGCUUCAAGGAUGUCGAUGAACCUUAAUUAUCAUCACCGAUGGAUUCACCAGGUAAAAUUAGUUGAUUGUAGCUACUGUAUACACAGAUGUAUCCUCAGCUGAAGACACUACAUCUGUUGAAGUCUCCACUACUGUUGCAAUGGAAGACAGUAUUGGAGCUGCCACCACAACGAUUUCCGAGGACUUUGACAUCGCUGUCAUCGAUGACUCUGAUAACUCUACACCUUAAAUCAAACUUUUAAAGGAGGAUUCUCAACUAAGUACCUGUAUAAGUACUAAAGAGAGUUAAUUCAUGCUAUAAUAAAGCUAAAGACCAACUGAAACACCUGCCUCUGUCCCCUUGUCUUAUACUCGCAAAUUUCCUGGUAAAAUAUGUGAAUCAAAACAACCAUUUUUGGCAGUUUCUUGUUUAUGAUUUUUAGAUUGACCAAUUAUAUUUCACCCCUGCUCGAACUGCAUACAUUUGGGUCCAACUAGCUCAAAUUGCUUUGGGCUCAAACUGCAUUUAACUACCUCGAAUUACUCCAAAUGCUCCAAUAGCUUUAUUUAUUCAGCUUGAACAAACUGCUCCCACUUAUCUAACUGCCUACAUUAAGCUCCAUGUACAUUUAAAUACCUCCAAUUUCUCCUACGGCACCCAUUGCUCCAACUGCAUUUGGCUGGAAUUUGUAUUUAACUAACUCAAAUUGCUCCAACUGCUCCAAAUGCUACAAUGGCUCAAACUGCUUCAAUUGACUACAGUGGUUCCAAAUGCUCCAAAUUUCCAAUUGUUAAAAAUGUUAAAAUUACUUAAACUGAUUCAAUUGCUUCAAUAGCUUCAAUUAGCUUAUGUAUCUACAAUGGUUUUCAACUGGUUCUAAAGGAUCCAUAUGACUGAUUUCAACACGUGCAUGGAAGUUAUGCACGUAAAUCAUUGUAUGUAUCUGCAUUGCUAUUCUUAGUUCAUGGAAUUGAGGCCGAUCUCAUUUCGUCCCGAACACUCGCUGCAAGUAAUAACUCUUUUACCAAAUGACAAGGUACAUUUGAUUGUCCAGAUGGGACCUAACCUGCAUAUUAAAUGAAAAUCAGAGGAUAUAACCUAAAUGCUGAAAACUUUAGAAUAUGGCAUAACAUUAACUAGACAAAACAAGUAAAUUGUAUUGAAUGUAUAGAAAUGAAAACAUCAAACAAAUAUUGUGAUUAAACAAACUUUCCAUAAUUAAUCAAACUGGUGUUAUUUUUUCAGGUACAAUGAAGUUAUUACGCAAAACGGGGUGAAUAGGACCAUAGGGGUGAAUAGGAUCAAAUAUGGGUAACAUUAUAUUUUGAAAAAUAAUAUAGAAAUAAAUAGCACAUAGUUCUAAGAGCUAUCAUUUUAUUUUAAAACAUUAUUAUUCAGUAUUUGGUUAAAAUUAAUGUUAAAGAUUGGUUACUAUGGCAGCAGUAAUUUUUGUUUUCGUGCUGUGUACAGUGAGGUUAAUAAGUUUGCUGAUAAACUUUGUCUGUGUGGAGCAAUUCGGUAUAAAUUUUUAUAUAUCGGUGUGCUUUCACGCUUGUCACACACAUGUCUGAAAUAAAAUUAGUAUUUGUUUUAUUCAAAAAUGUAAUAAUUGGUUAAAAUCUGGCAGAUUCGUUUUGUAAAGAAUUUAGUGCUUGAAAGUGGGGUGAAUAGGAUCGCCUAAGAAAAUGCCACGUGUUUACUGUCCUAAACCAGAAGGUAAGAGAUACAAGAAGAUAGACUUGUAUAAAGUUACUAAAGCAAAGAAUGAUGUAAAGAGUGGAAAACUGUCAAUAAGAAAAAUCUUAAGCAUCAGGGGGGACAGCUAGCCCUUUCUGUCGAAGAGGAAGAAAUGUUGGUGGGGUUAUCCACUUGACUCAUUUGACCUGCGAUGCCUUGUAAAAGCCUAUUUGGACAGGCGAGGGACUGCAGUGACCAAGUUCAAAAACAACUUCCCAGGAAAGGACUUUGCCGAAUCAUUCAUGAAACGCCAUAAGGAAGAGAUUUCUUUGCGUCUGUGUCAAAAUAUCAAGAGAAGUAGAGCUGCUGUCUCACAUGUAGCGAUCAAUACAUUCUUUGAUAAUCUUGAAAUAACACUUCUUGAUGUACCACCAUGUAACAUUGUAAAUUUCGAUGAAACGAAUUUACGAGAUGACCCAGGCAUAAAGAAAGUCAUCAUUAAAAGAGGCUGUAAGUAUCCAGACAACAUACUUAACAGUUCUAAAUCUAGCACAUCCAUUAUGUAUGCUGCUGCAGCAGAUGCAAAUAUCCUACCACAAUAUGAUGUUUAUAAGUCUGCACAUGUAUAUGACUAAUGGCGUAGAGGUGGUCCAAGAAAUGCAAGAUUUAACAUAAGCAAAAGCGGAUGGUUCGACUCAACAUUUUUCGAUGAUUGGAUUGAAAAAUUGCUGUCCCUUACCUAAGUAAACGUGAAGGGAAAAAAACUUUACUGGGAGAUAAUUUGUCUUCGCACCUCUCUGCAGAUGUCAUUAAAUUGUGCAAAGACAAUGGCAUUUAUUUUGUGUUCUUGCCAAAAAAAACUCGACUCACCUAACUCAGUCACUAGAUGUGGCAUUUUUAGGCCUCCUAAAGGUGCAUGGAGAUAAAUUUUGUCAAAAUGGAAAGCUGGUCCUGGAAAAAGAUAAGCAUCCAUACCAAAAGAUGUCUUCCCAAGGCUCUUGGCUAAACUGCAUGAUGCAGUAACAUUGAUUGGUAGCACCAACGUAAAAUCAGGUUUUGCUAUGGCUGGAAUCCACCCAUUAGACAGAAAUAAGGUCCUGAAAAGACUUCCCAAUCUUUCACAAGCUGAAGGAGAAAGUGGCUCCAGCAUUACCGGUACCGGUACCACUCAGGAAACCAUGAAUGAAUGUUUUGUGAAUUUUUUAAAAGAAAUGAGAUUUUCUGAUGUGCCGAAACCACGUCCUUCUCGUUCAAAACUUCAUGUUGAGGCUGGCAAGAGCGUUGAAGCUCUUUCAGAUUCGCAGGAGGAGGAAGAGGAGGAGAGAAACAAUUUUUCUGACAAUGAAGAUGAUUUAAUGCCGGAAAGUGGUGAGUCAUCUUCAGAAGAGGAAUUUCAGAUUCAAACAUCAGUUCUAAUUAAUUGUGUCACAAAGUUUGGGAAAACCAUUUCUAAUAUUCACUAUGUUUCCAAGGGAUCUGUCAAAGUUUGUGACUGGUUGCUAGUUAGUUUUCCAACCACUGGUUUGAGACAAAAGUUUAAACUUUUUAUUGGACAAGUGGAAGAGGUGUUCACAGAAAAUUAUUUUGAAGGGAUGAUUUGCGUUUUAGGCAACCAGAGACAACAGUGGAUACAUAUAUGUCUUUCCUGAUGUUGCAGAUGUAAGCAAAUUUUCUUAUGAACAAGUUCUUGGGAGGUGUGAUCCUCCAGAACAGUUUCGACAUGGACAAAUGAAAUUCAGUGUCAACAGCAAGUCGUUCACAUAGGUUAACUUUUGAAUGUAUUGUAUGUAAAUAAAAAUAUUGUGCAUACAUAUGUACUUAACUAAAAACUUAUAGGUACAUGUAAAAAUUAAUUACUUAGUAUUUUGAUUUAUUCCAUGAUCUUUCUUGUAAUUUUUUUUUCCUUGUUAGCAAUGAUGAUUGUAAUCAAUGCAUUAUUGCACUUACAAUGUUUUUAAAAACAUUCUAAGUGAUCCUAUCCACCCCAUGCAUGCCAGAAAACAGAUUACUAGGCAAAACAAAUAUGUCAUCCUAUUCACCCCGACUGGAGGGUGAAUAGGAUCAGGCAUGUUUUUUAUUAUCAUUUAAUUAUUAAUUAGUCAUUUCGUGACUUUUACCACUUGUGCCUCAACAUAGAGGCCUAGAAAAUUACAAUGAACAUUUCAUAAUGUCCUCCAAGAUUAAAAUAAAGGCACACAACUCCAACAAGUUUUCAAAUUGAUCCUAUUCACCCCGUUUUAAUCACACGAAAUUAUCUGAAAAAUAUUCUCAACUGUUAAAUAUAUAUCUCAAAUUACUCAUGACAAAUUUUUUUGAGCGAUCAGCACUUAAAUAUCUGAACAAUAACGAAAUAUACAAUUAGGUAUAAAUAAUUUCAAGGCUUUGGAGAUUUUAGUGAACUUAAUAAGUUAGUUACAGAGUUAAGUAAGUUACUCUGAAACAAAUAUGGCCUCCCAAGUAAACAGCAUAGAGAAUGUGCAGAAAGUGCAAACUAGUACUGAGUAUUAUUAGCACCAUGUGUAUCACACACAAAAUACCAACGAAAAAGGUGUCAGAAAUUUACAAGUAACCUUGUACAACAGCAAACAUGUCAAAAUUGACAUAAAAACUGCUUAUUAAUAAAGAUAACUAACACAAUAAUUGUACUUAGUUCUCAAAAAACCUACAUACUCUCGUCUCUCUCUGAUAUUAUUUAUUUAUGGUGGAAUCGUCUCGAAGGUCCUGCUUCUUUAUCCUGAACUGCCCAAAAUCCAAAGAAUUUAUUCCCUCAAAUUGUUCCUGUCUCCCUCGAAUUGCCUCUCAAACUCUAUAGGAUGAAAUAGAAAGUCUGGGAUGGUUACAGAAUGUUCUAGAAGACUCUUCACUGUAAUUCAAACAAUCAAUGCAUAGGCGGGUCUUCGGGUAGUAUUCUUCUUCUUGCUAAGAUCUCGAUUGGUACCCCCUAGUUUGACGCUGUUUUGGAAGGGACCCUCAUGGUUUUGCUUGAAGGUUACUGUAUUAAACAGUAAACAGCAGUAGCCUAUCUAUCCAUUGUAGUGAUUCUACAUGUUAAACGUGUAAGGUUAUGUUUCUAUCGUGUCCUUAAAUGUUUUUAAUGUAUAAAAUGAACACGAAACAUUUCGUGACCAAUACACAUAGUCACAAAAUAUAGGCCUUUUUUUAUGUUAGCUAAAUCUUCGAAACUUUCAAAUAUCUGUAAGCAAUAUCUUCUGCUGCUAUCAUCUUCCUUAAAUGUUUAUUAUUUUAAAAUUCUCUAUGAUCUACAUUAUCGCUAUGAAUGGCCUCAUUGUUAUAAUGAUCGUGACAUUACUAAUCACCCCAAAACAUGAUCAGUAUCAUUUCAAUUUUUUUUUAAUGUGACCUUUUCAUAGCUUUGGUCUUCGAUCUUGUUAGCUUCUAGUGCUCCUACAUUAUUCUCAAAUUCGCAGAGGCAACUAGAAUUUGAAGGGAAUAUAUUUCAAAUCCCAUGGAGGUGGAACUUCAAUCUAUCAGUGUCUUUUUAAUACAUUCGCCAGCUUUCAAAUACAAAUUGUUAUUGAUAUCUGCGAUAACGUUGGUAGAAUAAUCAUUUCAUAUUCUACGAAAUGGAAUAAUUCCUGUAAUGUUUUGUUUUUAAUCCACUUCCUUGAUGUGGAAGAUAGUAUAUAAAUGAUUACCUGUGGCAGGAGUAGGUUCGAUGUGUUGUUGUCGAUGGUUGCUAUCUUAGAUUAUGAUGUCACAUUAGCCAAUUUGUUUUAGAGAACAUUCUGCCAUCUUGUUUUCCACCAUUUUACUUUCCAGAACAUUCCACCAUCUUGUAUUCUGUUAUCUUGGAUUUUACCAUUUGUUUUUAGAACUUUCUUUAAUUUGGGAUUCUGCCAUUUUUAAUGACGAUAUAUCCGCCAUUUUGAAUUAUGAUAUUUUGUGUGCUUUAAUGUAAACACAUAAUAAAUAUCCCAAAAAUCUGAAAAAUUUAAAAAUUUCUAAAAAACAUAAUUACAAUUUUGAUAAAAUUUUAUUAAAAUGGCACUUACAUCAUGGACAUUUAAGCAUUUUGUUUGAAAAUGGAGAGGGCAAAAUUUAUGAUGUGGCUUUCCUCCAUGGAGGCUACCAGCAGACUGAACUCCCACUACUAAUGCCAAGGACUAUAUUACACCAACUAGUAUGAAGUCAUGGUAGCCAUAUUGGAUCUGACAUCUUGUUUCAUCUACUACAGUUCGCUGCCUCCAUAUUUGUUUAUUUCUCUCUCUAGAGUGCUGUAGUGUCAAUCACUAGACCAUCAUAUGUCUUAACAUCCGCCAUUUUGACUGUCAUUUUGGUCGCCAUAAUGAAAAUCUGUAAUAAUUCAACAAAAAAAUUCGGGAAAAUUCCAAAUUUCAUAACAUCUUUACCUAUACAAUAUUGAUUGUUAAGAUCAAUUUACAUCUUCGGUUCAAUCUUUGCUCGAUAAAAAAAAAUAUUUUAGCUUAAAAAUAUUUACCGUCUUUAAUUUUUCCCAUUAUCUUUCAAAGAGUUUAUUAAUUUUAAUUAUUAAGAUAAUGGGCUAAAUACAAGAUGCCCGCCUGAAUAAUAAUGUUACAUCCUACCACUAUUUCCUAUUCAUUGAGGCCAUAUUCGGUGCACAUUACGACUACUAGACCACCAAAUACAAGCAUAUUGGUCGAGCAUCUUUAAUCCAUGAGACCAUCGUUGUUAACACUAAGUAUCCAAUACGUCCAAUUAAAAGCCAAUGAGAAACAUAUAGAGCUAGCAUUUACGAACCAAGAGUCCCUCGUUUUAGACACUUGACAUUUUUUAACCAAAGUCAUUUUCAAUGUCAGGCAUACAGGCCAACCAUCUCCAAACCACGAGGCCUUCUUUUUCGAUUCUUUGCAUUACUUUCAACCAGUCACAUUUAGUUUUAGGGAUAUGGGCCAAACGUCUCCGAACCAUGAGGCCUUCCUCGAUGAUACUUGAAAUUCCUCAAUAAGUUCAUGUACAAUGUGUUACACUCCUCAGUCAUAACAGAGUAAACCUAAAUUCUGUUAUUAUUUUGUCACACUUCACUCUCUCUCUCUUGAUGACUGGUAUAAUUAGUGGAUCUUUUAGUUUCAAAAGGAAAAUAAUUAUCUCGUCUAGAUAGAAGUACCUAUACGUUUAUUUAACUUUUGAUUACUUUUAUAGUAAGAUAAAAUUAGAUAAAUUGAUUGACAUGUAUAUAAUGAAAUUACAUUUACAUUGAUUUAAAACAUUUCCCGAUAUGUUCAAUGUCGUGAUUCAAUGCUAUUCCGAAGAUAUUAAAAAAAAAUAAUGAAAAACUGGCAGUUUGACGAUUGCUGUGCGAAGUGAAAUGGCUAACUGGUCGUCAGAGGGCCUAAGUCAUCCGGCCCUUGGACCCUCAUCUGGUCCUUGGAAUCUCAUCCGGCCCUUAGACCCUGUCUGUGAACAGAUCCGAAACACACAUGUUCAGGACUGGUUCACAGACAGUUGGAAAAAUAGGCAAAAAUGCCUUCUAACCACGAUGAUGGUCGGGGAAGAUUGGUGAAGGGAAGGGGGGUGAAAACAGCGAUAAUAUAAGGAACGAGGCUCUACUGAGCCCGGAGGCGUGACUGGACGUUGGUGAAAAUGACUCGAGAUCAUGCCACGGAGUGCUCACGUCAGGUGAGGUCUUAGAAACAGCCUACUCUGAUAGCUUACAGGACAUAGCACUUCUUGUCACGGCUCGGAGGCGAAUUACAGGCGACGUUCGUGCUCCAAGGAAGGAAUAAAAUGAUACACAGACUGACUCGCAAAAGGCUUGGCAAAAUCAGAUCUAGGGCUGGGAAAUGUUGCGGGGACAGGUCUGACAAAGAUUAAACUGGAGUUAACAGGAGGAGGAAAAAGUUUAUGUUCUUGCAGCAAGAAAAUAAAAUGACUGGCGACAGAAUUUUCCAAAAAUUCAAAUUUAGAAUUGUGCCCAAAAUACUAGUUGGCGGCACAAAUUUAAUGUGUAUAGGCCAAGCAUAUCCGAUACCAAAAGCCUUCUUUUUCGAUACUUGUCAUAUAUUUUAAACAAUCAAUGGCCUUUUUCAAGCAGACAAUACAAGAGUCUUCAAAAAGUUUGGAUAUAACCCAUUACAAGCAAACAGACCAACAAACCAAGCAUGUUUUAUGCUUAUUAUAGGAACAAUAAUGCCUGAAAAAUGUUUAACAUUUACUACAGGCCAAGAGGUUCAAAACCAUUGAAACUUCAGUCCUGAUUACAGAUUUGACUUUGUUACACAUUCUCUGUACAUUAGUGUAACGUAAAUGUCUCCCUGGAAAAAUUUUGGGAGACUGUGAAUCUUUAUUUCAAAACAAUAAAUUACAACAAAUGCAGGUUCGUUUAUAAUUGUGCCUCUAUUAAUUUUUCUAUUAUAAUUGUUUGAACAAUAGUAAAUAAAGUAUUAUCUUGAAAGCCCCAAUAAGAAGUUAAAAUUUAUAAUAUAGUUGAUACCUUUAUAAGAAAUAAAUUUAUAAUAGGGCCAGCCCAUGCCGAAUUAUUAAGAGGUGCCUUACACCAUAAUUAUAAAUAACAAUUAACAAUCCCAGAGUAAUAAUUAUUAGCACAUAGCAUAGUUAAAGGCCUGCGAUGACCACUUUAGUUAUCACAUAUAUGGUACAAUUAGCUGGCACUUAUAAAUGGCUUACCACUGGCACACUGUAGAAGUCGUGGGGAAUUGGGGGUCGUAUAGUUGGAACUUGCUGGUCGGAAGUGAAAAAUGCUACUGUAGGCGGGCUGCCAGGUGGCGCCUCAGUAGUUUCUGGUAACUGAAGAUGAGGAAGAGCAUUUGGCUGCAAUUUUGGUGCGGGCUCUGGGAUACCAAUUCUUGGUUAUGAUUCUUGGAUACCGGUUCUGUGAUACCAAUUCUUGAACCCUGUCUGUGAACAAGCCAAAUCAAAACGAUGACAGCCAGUCGUCAAACGGGCAAAAAUGCCCACAAAAACGGGUAUCGUUGGGGAAGAGAAAUAGGUUGUUGAAAACUCACCAAAACCGGGGUGUUGUCCUUGCGCUCGGGAGGGGUCCCACCGGAUUGUGCACGAGAUCCUGACCGACACAAGCGCAGUGGAUGAGGAAGCACUCCUAAUUUAAAUUUAAUAAAAAUUUAACAAAAUAUUAAAAUUUUUACAUUGAAACACAGACUAAGUACUAUCUAAAAACAUAGGGAAAACAACACUUGAUGAGAAGACUACAUACUAGAGGGCAUGUCGAUGGUGAAUCUUGCGGAGUUCUAGCCAAGAAACGAAGUAGUCAGUCUGACAUCGCACCAAGAAGUCCCUGGGGGUCGGUGUGAUGCUUAAUUAAAACAGGUGUUUGAUUUAGAAAGGAAGGAGGGAUACUUCGGCUUCAGGUCCGAAUGGUUCCGAAGACUUCCGAGUGAGGGAUCGAGAAAAACUGACUUCGAUAUCUCUAUGUAGGUGUUAGUGCCCGAUCGCAGCGCGAUCUACUUGGAAGUGGCCGAAACCGAGAUGAAAUCGACUCGUGCAUAUCGCACGAGACUACUUCAAAAGCAUGGUGCUUAUGGAGGAGACUAGUGGAGUGCUCUUCUAGGUCGGGAAGAAACGACAGUCAGAUGAUUGUUGCGUAAGUCGCCAAGGGGCAGGCUGAGCUUUACAAUCGCUCGGAGUAGUUUCUAAUUUCGCCACAAGAUGCCAGAGGUAGUACAUUCGAACACUCGUGUCCAGACCUUGAGAUAGGCCAUCGCUGGCCGGGGUUAAACACUGGUCAAUGUUCUGGGUGGUGAUUCGUGGAAAAAAGGGUAGGGGGGAAUGCUGGCCUUUGAGAAAUAUCUUACCCGGACCACCUACAUGUGCUCGGGAGCCCUGAAAUCGCAGAACAGUUAUGACAGUAAGUGCUCACCUCAGGUAAGCUCUGAGAAACUGGCUGCCCUGUGAAGCUGCAGCCACAAACAGUCCUGACCACGACGACAUACGGUGUUUCAGUGACCUGAUGUGCUUAUGGAGGAUACUGGUGGAGCUCUCUCGUGCCUCCAGAAAGAACAACAGGAAGAUGUUUGUUGCUUGAGUCGCCAGGGGGCAGGCUGAGCUUGACAACUACUUGGAGUAGUUGAUAAUUUCGCCACUAGAGGUCAGGAGCGGUACGUUCGAACACUCGUGUGCCGACCUUGAGAUAGGCCGUCGCUGGCCAGGGUUAAGAACUGGUCAAUGCUCUGAGUGGUGAUUUGUGGAAAAGAUGUAAAAGGGGGUGGAAAUUUGCUGUGGCAGUGGGAACAGAGCUCUAAUGAGACAGGAGAUGUGACUGUGGGUUUGGUAAAACGACUCGUGAGCAUGGCUUAAGGGUGCUAACCUCAGGAGAGCUCUGAGAAACUAGCUACUCUGUGAAGCUGCAGUCACAAGCAGUCCUGAGCAUGGCGACAGGCCAUGUUUCAGUGACCAGACGUACGCCGAAGCGAGGAUAAGAAGAACUUGAAUGCUGCCCUCGCAUAGGGUUGGCAAAAAUCACAUAUGGUGCUGGUAACGAAUUGGGGAACUAGCCUGACAAAGAUUAAGUGGGAGUGUGCAGUGAGCGGAAAAAGUUUAAGUUUUAGUUACAAAAUUAAAACUAAAAUAAUAAUUUAAAAAUUCAAAUUUACAUUUUGUGCCAAAAAAUGAUAAUUUGCAGCACAGUUUGCAGUUUGCUCCCCGAACUGUUCGGGUCAUUCGUGUUGCCAUUGUUUAUGUAAUAGUACUCACAAAUACAGUGAUGUGACGAUUUAUUGAUGACUCAUACUCUCUACACGGUGCUGUUAUAGGCCUGGCCAGUUUCGCUUUAAAUUUAACGAUUUAUUUGGCUUUGCACACCAGUAUCCACUUGCUUGUGGUACAAUUCACAACACGAUAAUAACUGCUUGCAGACAUUUUCCAAGACUGGAAACAAGCAGCUGAUGCUAUGGGGAGGAAUUUUUCAAUUCGGACUGUCCAAUGAAGAAAACAUUGAUGUAGUACAAUUAACACUUACAAUAAACUACAAAGUUACCAAAUAUAUUUACAACGGGCAUGAUGUAACUGACUCGUGGAUGCCGAAAAAUGGACAUUGAUAGUAAGUGCUCUCGGUGGAGUGUGAGCUCAUUGUGAAAAAAUUGUUGAUUGCUAACAGAACACUAUAGACAACAGAGAGAUUGACAUUGUUGACUAUGACUCCCGACCGGCGCGCACCGAAACGUACGGACAUUGCUAGACAGUCUGCCCUCGGAUAGCACGGCACAAAAUGGUUACACAACAGUACUAGAUCACUAACAAGAUCAUGCAGGAUGGCGGAUGCUUGCACUUGCACAUUGAUGUUCUUACUAAGCAGGGAAAGUCCAGUCCCCUAAAAAGAGAUGGUAAGGAUACUUCGUAGACCCGUGAAUGCCAUAGAUGCUACACAGCUUACUGCAGAGAUCCAGUUAAUGAAAUGUCCUUACAAAAAUGUUUUACACUUGAAGCCCUUAGGCAGCCCUGUGUGGGCGAAACAGCAAACAGCCUCGAGGCUAACUGAAUAUGGUGAAUGCAGAUCUACACACGUAGCACACUUGAAAAGUACAAAAUUUACGUAGAAAGCAAAACUGCUUGUGAAAGAGCCAAAAAUAAUUAGAGAAAUGACUGGCAGUGUCUGACCAAGUCGGGUGAGGUUGACAUCGUCCGACCGAAGGCCACCCCAAAGCCCGACCUGCAACCGCCAGUAUUCGACCUCGCUAAUGGAACGCACCCCUAGCCAUGGCCCACCUGAGUCAGGCGAACACCGUAACAACAGGUAGAAUCAAAUACCAUGCCCUAAUUAACCAGCCACCUCGACUCCAGUUCAUUAUAAAUCAAACACAAUUUAAUGGUAACGUCACUUUUUAUUAAAAACCCCGUCCAAGGGAAGUGCGACGUAGGAGUGCCCGGGUCACUCACGUGUGAAUUUAAGUUAAUAAAUUUCUGAGUGCUCCCCUUGCGGUCUUCAGCCUAAAUAAAUUAGAGUAUUGUGUAACGUAAUUAUGACCUCCCCAUUUUUUGUGUAUAACUCGCCACUGGAGCAGUUAACAAAUGACGAACAGUCUCCAGUAUGACUCGUAUUAUUCAAACUUAAUUAAUGUAAACUUGUUAAAUCUAAUUCUUAGAGAGUAUCGCAAAUUAGGUUAAUCUAUAUUUUAAUGUAUGAAAUUAGAGCCACUUUCAAUCUCUUGUUAAUUUAAUAAUUUCCGAAUAACAGAACUUUAGAAACCUUGGUGCGAGAGAACGCUGAGGCCUCCCCUCGCGCCAAGGCCAGACGCCAGUACCGAGCGACUCGCGGACCGGAGCGGACGUGCGUACCACGGGGAGUCCUCAUCUUUUGUCUCCACUGAAAUUCAUUACUGGUAAUUAUAGUCAUUCUAAAAAUCCUUUUCGUACUUAAACUACCCGUGCGCACCCGGUCCUUUUUACGGUGUAGGGCCUAACCAGGCCACUUAAACAUAAAAUCCCCACACAAAGCAUUACGCGGGGCAGUGCAGCAUACAGCACGGGCCGACCCCCGCUACCAAUGACUUUUGGAUAAUCGUCGAGUGCACAGACGCCGGCAACAACGAUGUAAAGACUUUUAAUAAAUUUAAUAGCGAACCGUGGUCCACACAGGUGGACCCGGUAUCGCCGUUUUGCAAUUUUCGGGAUUGGCCGCCUCCAAUCGACCUCCCCCUCAACCUCGACUGGCGUGAGGAUUUAAGAUUAGUGACGGCGCAUCAGAGUGCCCAGUGUCAAUUUAGUAAAAUUGUAGCGAUUUGAAAUGCGCGCGUCAUCGCGGGCCUCCGGCACUUCGCUCCCCUCAUCCUUCUCCCUCCUUUUCCCCCCCUCCUAAUGUUUGUUCAAUUUGUACUCGUUUCUCCCACCCUUUCAAUAUGCGCUGGCGCGCGCUGCGGCGCGAGUUUAUAAAAUCUGCUGCAGACAUGAUGAGGGUCUUCUUCUAUUGGUAGCCUUUGUGAGGCUUUGUUGUCAGCAGUAGCUGACCCGUUGUUAAUUUCACUAGCAUGUAGUCCGAGAGCUUCGACUUAGUCUUCGUGCGUGUGCGACCUCAGGGGAGAAAUGUAAGUUGAAUCGAGUCGUCAGUGAGGCGGUGGCCCUCACCCUAAUGUAGAAUCAGUUAUGUUUAAAUUUGUUCUGUCUAAAUUCCUUUUCGGCCGCCACCAUCAAAAAUUGUUUGGAUUUCUGCCUUAAAUUUAAAUUUAACUUAAUUUGCGUUUUUCUGUUUGUAACUGUCUCCCCCUGAGAUGUCGUCGCAUGUAUUUGUUUGUUAAUGCUUUUUAAAGAAUAAUGAAACUUCUUUCUUCUGUGUACCUGCACUUUGCAGUAAUUUCGUAAAUGUAAUUUUUUUGUAAUAUAACUUCAUACAUGGAAAUUAUGUCCCUUUUUGACGAUCGUUGAUUGGAUCGUUCACUGUGUAGCCGGCUUACCCAUGCAAAUUAUAAUUAUCAACUAACUCGUUUUGUCAGAAAUGUUAACGUUAUAUUUAUUGUGUAUUAAUAUUGAAUUUGUUCUUGCUUUUUGUAUUUAACUUUGAAUUAGUUAAACGUAACUGUAUCUGAAUAGUAAUUAUGAAUUAAUAUUGAAGUUGUUCAUGCUUUUUGUAUUCAACAUUGUCAGACAUGUUGACGUUAUAUUAAUUUUGAAUUAAUAUUGAAUUUGAAUAAAAUGUCUGUGUACCUGAAACCUUUUACCUUGAUUACCCAACUGCUCCAAUCACGUAAUCCGCAGUCCUAUCUCUGGUCUCCCUCCAAACCUAAUAGUCCCCCACCUAUUACAAAAAUUGUGUAGGGAAAUUCAAUGUGCAUUAUGUAACUGUAAACUGCAAGUGUAACUGUUCGAUUCCAUUAAACAUCCA